Molecule: messenger RNA, 1620 nt
Organism: Bombus pyrosoma
Lineage: Eukaryota; Metazoa; Arthropoda; Insecta; Hymenoptera; Apidae
Gene: Rsph9
Product: radial spoke head protein 9 homolog
Exons: 5
Coding region: 1-843 (280 amino acids)
Biological process (GO): motile cilium assembly; axoneme assembly; cilium movement involved in cell motility
Cellular component (GO): radial spoke; axoneme
Source: RefSeq, a predicted model, not a curated record
AUGGAAUGUCUGAAACUUUUAGAGACUCUAGAUAUCUUUGGUUACGCUGGCAUAUGCGUGGGAACAGAAAACUCACAGCUAUUACAAAAUUCUCUCAUAAUAUUGCAGAAAGAAAAUCAUUUUCAAAAGUGUUAUUAUUGGGGUAAAAUCUAUGGGGUUCGAAAUGAUUAUCAUAUUGCGUUUGGUUUUGAAAAAGAUUGCUUGAACGAUCAAGUAUAUUAUUACAGUACGGAUGGCUUAAAUUGGUUGUUACUACCGAAAGCAAAUAAAUGUGCACGAUUCUUGACACCUCUUACAAUUAAUAACUUCGAAGGGGAUCCUUCUAUAGCCACCAACGUUUAUAACGUUAAUCCUCCGUUCCCGCCAAACGAAGAUCCCAAAAAAUAUUACGACGGCCCUAUACCAAAAGAACUUAAAGAGGAAGACAGACUGGCAGCUACGAUAGAGAUAAUUAGAGAAGAUGCCAUCAUAAUUCCUCGUGGUGCAUGGUUUAAGUGUCCCAAUGGGAACGUAAUUGAAAAUUUAAGUUUCGAAGGACUCAGUGUUACAGAUGCUUCGUAUUUAAAAUCGUAUUUGCACGCUCGUUCCCCACAACAAAAAUGGAAUACCAAUUUACUUACGAGACCUGAUUAUAAUUACGCAAUAGAUUUUUUAGAUACAAUUGAUAUGGAUGUGCCAUCAGGAUGUUGGAAUCUACAGUUUUUACAUGGCAAACAAUCAGUGAUUUUACAUAGUCUUUUUUGGCCUGGAAUGACGUUUUAUCAUAAAUUACAUAGUCCGCAUUAUGGAUUUCUUUACUUUGGACAUGGGAAAAAGAAUAUGGAUAUUGUCUUUAUGUUGUAACUAUAGUAAUAAAAAGUCAAUAAAUUCAAAUUCAUGCUUUUCCUAAAAUCUAUUCAACCUUAUUCAACUAAUGAGAUUCGGUCGAUUCCUUUUUGUUUUCUAUGACAACCAAAUACAUAUCCGCAAUCACUACAUUCGAUAUCAAUUUUUUUUACACGUAAUUUACGGUAUGCUAUAAUAUUUCAUUCGUUAAGUUUACAAGUAACAGCAGUACUAAGAAUGAUUUCAAUCGGGGAAAUAAUUCUUAAUAAAAAUGUCCAGCAUUUCAAAUUGUAACGCUUAAGUCUCGUUAACAUAUGGUUAUAAACGUUUUCAUGGUUAAAUUACGUUAAAGUAAAAAACGAGUGUGUUAAAUUUACAAAGUUUUACGAUUCUAAGUUUCCUAAGUAAAUCGUCGCCUGUUUUUUGAAUGAAUAAUUAAUUACUCCUUUUCAUGCGAAUAAGAAUUAACCGCCGCCUUUGAGAACAGGCUUUGUGGAUAAACUAGUCAACCUCUCGCCAUGUAAGAUGGCAGUAGUAUCUCGCUCGUGGUUGGAGAAUUUGAACGCACAAGCGCAGUGACCGGCAUACUCGAGUGAAGUGUUGUUGCAAGUGCUUGGGAUCCGUAUUCCGACAAAUUUCUUCAGGAUAUUUCGCUGCUAACGACGCCACGCAUCGUGCUACACGCCCGCCACCGUCACUGCCGCCGCCACCUCGCCUCUACGUCUCGGAAUAAUAUAUCCAGUGUGUUUCUUGUGCGGAGCACCGGCGAGGGACGCUCCUUCACGAGAAAAGUUU